AUUUUUUUCUUCUCUUCCGAAAUCAAACAAUCCAUUCAUUUCCCCUCAAUCAUCAUCUUCUGUCCCACUCAUUUUCCCCUUGUCAUCGCUAUAGAUUCCGCUCACACACAAACUACACAAGCAUAACAUGUUUGGUUCACCACGUAACCACCAGUAGCAUCCAUGUUCUAAUAACAACACAAUUUCUACACACUUCUAUUGUACCGGUACCUGAUCAUGACAAUGUGCUUUAGCUUGACCGAAACCAGAAACCGGUGCUACCGGUCAGCCUUCACAGGUUCGGGUCUCCGAUCGACCAUCAUGGACCUCAGGGACGGAACCGUCAUGCACUGCUGGGUCCCCAAAACCCGAGCCUCUUCCAAACCGAACCUCCUCUUAAUCCACGGGCUCGGAGCCAACGCGCUCUGGCAAUGGGGUGACGUCAUCCGACACGUAACUCCACACUUCAACGUGUACGUUCCGGACCUCCUGUUCUUCGGCGGGUCCCACACGAGCCGAGCCGAACGGAGCGAGGGGUUCCAGUCGGAGUGCGUGAUGCGGGUGGUGGAGGCGAACGGGAUGGUCGGGCGGGUGACGGUGGUGGGGCUGAGCUACGGCGGGUUCGUAGGGUACCGGAUGGCGGCGAUGUACGGAGAGGAAGUGGUGGAGAGAGUGGUGGUGUGCUGCUCGGGAGUAUGCAUGGAAGAGAAAGAUAUCAAAGAAGGGUUGUUUCCUGUUUCGGAUUUGGAAGAAGCUGCCUGCAUUUUGGUGCCUCAGAGUCCGGAGAGGCUGAGGGAGCUUGUUGGAUAUACGUUCUUUAGGCCUCCUCCUGUUGCUUGGUUGCCUUCUUGCUUCCUCUCUGAUUUCAUUGAUGCAAUGUGCAGGGACUAUGUAGAAGAACGGAGAGAACUAAUCCGAGCCAUUGCAAAGGACAGAAAACUUUGUGACAUCCCCAGGAUUUCUCAGCCUACGUUAAUUAUCUGGGGAGAGCAUGAUCAAGUGUUCCCUUUGGAGCUUGGUUACCGAUUGAAAAGGCAUUUGGGUGAGAAUGCACAAAUGGUACUAAUUAGGAAUGCAGGGCAUGCCUUAAAUGUGGAGAAGACCAGUGAAUUCCUCACGAUAUUGAUAUCGUUUCUAGUGGAUUUUCAGCUACCUCGAGAGAGCCCAUUCAUCAUCAACUGUGAAACCAACAAUGGAGUUUGAGUAAUCAAACAGAGCACAUGGAGAAAGGAAAUCUUCACAUAAUAACAGAAGAAGAAAAAAGCAGGUUUCCCUGAAUAUUGGGUGACUCUGUUGAGACACAUUCUUUUUAAAAUUUGGCUGGCUCUAAAGCUGAGGUGAGGCCUGUUGGCUAUUUCCAUUGGAAACAGUUAAAUGCAAAGGAGUUAAGUGGCUUGUUCGAUUGGUAGAUUUCGAGUCAUUCUUAGCUACUCUGGUAGUAAAUAAAAAGAUUUGUUCUCCAAUUAAUUUAUGUCACAUAUAUUAAAAUGACUUUAUUAUAAAUAACUAUUAAUGAUUUAAUGAUUUUCCAUUCA
Messenger RNA from Arachis stenosperma, 1514 nucleotides. RefSeq lists its product as uncharacterized. The record is from RefSeq and is a predicted model, not a curated record. NCBI's taxonomy places the organism in Eukaryota, Viridiplantae, Streptophyta, Magnoliopsida, Fabales, Fabaceae. Bases 217 to 1182 code for a protein of 321 amino acids. The transcript has 5 exons.